Molecule: messenger RNA, 3710 nt
Organism: Plutella xylostella (diamondback moth)
Lineage: Eukaryota; Metazoa; Arthropoda; Insecta; Lepidoptera; Plutellidae
Biological process (GO): mRNA modification
Cellular component (GO): RNA N6-methyladenosine methyltransferase complex
Molecular function (GO): metal ion binding
Source: RefSeq, a predicted model, not a curated record
AAAGAUAGUCUGUGAUCAAAAGAAAAGAUGGCCGUCGUCGUUGUUGUGCCGGUGCAAAAUUGUGAACGAUAUUUGUGAUUUAUUAAUGUGAGACCAAUGUUUUUCCUUUAUAAUGUCAAAACAAGGAAAAAGAAAAAUUACUGUCGAGUUACCCAAGUCAAAAGACUUAUCAAAUAGACCAAGUGUGUUUGAGCGUCUCGGCACCAAGAAAUCUAGUGGUAAAAAAACAACUGAACAUUGUCGUCAGUGGGCGCAGCACGGUACUUGUGCUUUCGGAAAAAGUUGUAAAUUUGCUGCCACACACAUCCUCAUAAGUCCUUCGAAACAGAGAGCUGCAAAUAAAGACAAUGAGCAGAAAAAGGUAAAAGAUGAUGGCAAAAAUAGACUGCAUUCGACCGUCGUAGUGAGGUCGGGUCGUAGUCCAGAUGGAGAAAUAGAUAAUUGGGACCAAAAUGACCUGGAGUACGCCGACACAGAUGUUCUUGAAAAACGCAGACAGCAGCUUCAGCGUGAAUUAGAGAUUCAACUGAAGAUGGAUUCAAGCAAAGAUAUGAGGAAAGACAAAAAGAAAACUGUGUCCAGCUCAUCCUCCUCCAGGAGCUCCAGCUCCUCGAGUGUCACUUCCUCAUCUUCCGACGGCAGUUCGUCGUCCUCGUCUUCUGGGAGGGAAGCUAGAAGAAAAGGCAAAAAAGGAAAGUUGAAGAGAAAUUCCAGCUCAUCUUCUGAAGGUGAUGUGCCUUCUAAAAAAAAGUUUGUCAAAAGUGACUCCCUGAAAAGAGACAAAAGUGAAGUUAAAAAGGGUAAUGUUAAAAAAGAUGAUAAAUCUUUAAAAAAGAGUGACCCUAAAAAGAAAGCAUUGGCCAAAAGUGCUUUGGGUAAAAAGUCACUCUCACCUGGCAAGAAAUCUGGUGGUACACCUCCAAUAACCUCUAAAAGUAUUAUUAAAAAUGCAUCUAAGCAUGGUAAAUCUCCUGUUAGGAGAGAUAAAAAAAGUGUUUCCCCACAUUCCAGUAAAGAUCGCAUUAAAGAAAGAGACAGAGAUAAAGAAAGAGAAAAAGAGCGAGAGAAAGAGAAAGAACGCAUCAGAGUCAGAAGCCGAUCUCCCAGAAAGGCCAGGUCUAGAUCACCACGUCCCCAUGGGUCAAAUGCAAAAGAUGCUAGAAGUAAAGGCAGUAUAGAACCCAGAAGUAGUAGGCCAAUAUCGCCUAAGAAGCAGGUUCGGAAAGAUGAAAAAAAGAAAUCAGUAAGUCGUGAUAGAGCUCACAAUAAAGAAAGAUCUCUAGAAAGAAGGAAAGAUAAACAUGACGAAAAAGAUGCAAGGCAUGAUAGGAAAGAUAGGGUAGCAGAUAGAGGACGAGAUAGAACAAAAGAUACUAAGCGUGAGGAUAGUAAGAGACGAGGCAGAGAGAGAGGUCUUGGAAGAGGUGGAGCUGACAAAGGUUUAGAGAAGCCAAAUAAACCUAUGGAAAGACUUCUACCCAGACCUGAAGAAAGAUUAGCUGCACUUGCAGCUAUUUCUAAUAGGAACCUGGAUACAGACAAAAAUUCCACCAACUCUAAAGACCGCCAGGAUAGCCACUCAGAAAGAGGUGGACGUAAACAAGAUAGAGAAAGGGACAGGUCAAGUAAGAGAGACAGAAUUGAUAGCAUGGAUAGAGAUCCAGCUGAUUAUGAGAUGGGUAUGGACAGGCAGUACAGUCAUGGUCGUGGUGGAGAGCACUAUGAAAGGGGAGAUGAUAGGUAUGACGAUGGCCCAGGAGGGGAAGACCGGUCUCCAGUUUAUGGUAUGCAAGGCCGUGACAGACAUUACGAGCCUGGCUAUGAGAUGGCUGGUCCUCCAAGAGGUUACCCUGAGGAGGAAGAUCGUAUGUAUGGUUAUGACGAGCGUCGUCGGCGCGAUCAUUCCUGGGAGGGUCGCUCAGGGUCCAUGGAGCGGGAGCGCAGCUACAUGCAUCCACACAAGGAGUGGGACAAUGAGGACUAUCGCGCCGGCGGAGAUUGGGGCCGAGACCGACACUGGCCCAUGCAUGACCCCCAGAGGGGGGAGUGGGGUGACAAGGAGCCGGAGAUGGAAGGCUGGCAUCACCGAGGGCCGGGGCCGCAUCGUGGACGUCCGCACGGUAAAAAUGAGUAUAACCGAGGCGUGCGCAUGGACAGUCGUACAGACAACAAGCGUCGUCCGGCGCGCGCCGAAGCAGAGCCCGCGGCCAAGGAGACCCCGCCCCCCGCGCCCGCCCCCGCCGCGCCCGGCAAGGAGCCCGAGCCCGACGACCCCGUCCCGGACGAUCUGAGUGAAAUCAGCGACGACCCCGAUGAUAUACUUAAUAGGGAGGAUAUGGCCGAGCACCACGCCGACGAUGACAGGAAACUGGCUACAACUGCUGAAGAAAGCGCACCAAAUGUGGAAGCUGCAGAAAAUCAACCCACACAGGACACAGGUGCUGCUACGGAAGAAAAAGAUACCAAUGAAUCCAAGGAUGAGGAAGAUGCAGCAAACAUGGACUUUGAAGAGAUUUCUGAUGGGGAACUUGAGGAGGAGAGGACUAGAGCGGGGCUAGGCGACGCCCUCGGCGUGGACUGGGCGAGCCUAGUAGCGGACGUGCGGCGCCGCGAGCAGCCCGCUCCCAGCGGCGGCGCGCGCGACCGCUGGCGCCCCGAGCGGGUGUUAGCACGCCUCGGCGUCUCCGUGCACAUGGCUGGCGAGGACACGGUCAAGGCUAUACUGGAUAAGGCGGAGCCGAGUGAGGAUGAGGCGAAGAUCGAUGUGGAUGGGUUGCAUCCUGUUGCUGCUAUUCAGGUGGCAACGGAGAAGCGGAAGCGUCAGCGGGCGGUGCUGUUCGGGUCCGGGUGCGAGAUCACGCGGGCGCUGAGCGCGCGGCGCGACCUGGCGCUGCGGCGGCACCUGUGUCGCCUGCCGGCCGUGGAGCGCGCGCCGCCCGCCCGCCCCGCGCCGCUGCCGCAGCUGUUCCACGCCGCGCGCGCCCUACUGCUGCAGGGCUGACGAACCUAGCGCCCGGCCAGGCGCCCCCCGCCGCGGCGCCGACACUAAACGUGUUUACGGCUCAUGCGAUGUCUACAUGAUCGAUGGCAAUUCUUGGACUAAUUACUGGCGAUGAUGAAACAUGACUGAAGACAUCAUGAUUUAACGUUUUGAAAACGCUGCAAUGCCUAAUAAUUCAAGGAAUGGUUCGAUGCCUUUAAAUAUUAUUAUGAUGAUUUGGUUUCAAAGACCAUGAACGAAGUACAUUGAAAAGAUAACUAAUAAAUAUGAUCCCGCGUGAUCCAUGGCAGUAAAUAAUUUUACAAGGAGGACAUGUUAAUCAUGAAAGUAUCAAUUCUCAAGUGAUCAAACAGAUAAUAUUAAAACCCUGGUCAUGACUGUCAUGAUAUUUUGCGGCCAAACUUUCGUGCAAUAACGGAUUAAUUGAAAUGUCUAAAGGUGAGUCAGGAAUACUUGUGAUAGUGACGAUUUGUGGUUUGUUUAUCCGGAUUGUGAUCCAUACAUGAACUUGUCAAUGAAUAUCAAUAAGAUUGUUUCAAAAUAAUUAUUAUGUUUAAUGUGUGUUGCAAAAGUUAGGUUACUUAUAUCCUUUCAUUGAAGCACUGCCUAUGUGUGGGAUAGAGUUGUAUAAUUAAUGCACUUAAUUCAGUGGCUAUGCAUAACGAUUAUGUUAAUCUUCGAUCAUUGAAAUAAAUAUGUUUAAAAUAUA